AUGAGUCCAAUGAAUCACAGGAACACAACAGAAGUUUCUGAGUUUCUCCUCCGAGGUUUUACAUCCCAGCCAGAGGUCCAAAGGCUUCUCUUCCCUCUCUUCCUUUCUGUCUAUCUGCUCAUCCUCCUGGGAAAUGUCACAAUCAUCUUGUUGAUCCGCUCCAACACGCAGCUCCUCCAGACUCCCAUGUACUUCCUGCUCAGCCACCUUGCCCUAGCUGACCUUGGUUUCACCUCCACCACCAUCCCCAAGGCAUUAGAUAACCUGCUGUCUCAGAAGAAGACUAUCUCCUACCGUGGUUGUCUUUCUCAAAUAUAUUUCUAUUCAUUUUUUGGCAACUCAGACAGCUUCCUACUGGCUUCCAUGGCCUACGACCGUUAUGUGGCUAUCUGCUGCCCGCUACGCUAUUCUAACAUGAUGAGCCACAGGCGUUGCCUUCAACUGGCCACAGUGUCCUGGCUUCUCCCCAUAAUUGACUCACUGCUUUAUACUCUUUUGCUAUCCCAUGUUGAGUUCUGUGACCCUGAAGAGAUCCCUCAUUUCUUCUGUGAUCUUGUCCCAUUAUUGUCUGUCUGCUGCUCUGAUACGAGCCUCAUAGAAACACUUCUGCUGACUGAGGGGAUGGUGGAUAUCCUGGGGCCCUUUGUGGUCAUUAUUCUUUCGUACGCCCUCAUCUUUUAUUCCAUCAUGAAAAUUCCAUCUGCCGUCGGGAAGCGCAAGGCUUUCUCCACAUGCGGGUCCCACAUUUGCGUGGUGGUCUUGUUCUACGGCACUGUAAGCUGGGUGUAUUUAAAGCCGAAUUCCAAGAACUUAGACUACCAGGACACAGUGGCAGCUGUGAUGUAUACCAUGGUGACCCCCGUGUUGAAUCCUUUCAUCUACAGCCUCAGGAACAGCGAGAUGAAGACGGCCAUGAAGAGGGUCAUUAUGCGGCAUUUUUGA
Heteronotia binoei (common prickly gecko) is the source of this 942-nucleotide messenger RNA. Its product is annotated as olfactory receptor 1E16-like. The record is from RefSeq and is a predicted model, not a curated record. Lineage: Eukaryota; Metazoa; Chordata; Lepidosauria; Squamata; Gekkonidae. Gene Ontology annotation, cellular component: membrane. The coding region runs from base 1 to 942 and encodes 313 amino acids. Gene Ontology annotation, biological process: G protein-coupled receptor signaling pathway. Gene Ontology annotation, molecular function: G protein-coupled receptor activity; olfactory receptor activity. The transcript has a single exon.